AUGUUUAAAUGCGUGCAGUGCCCGUCGGUUUUUGUACGAAAAGGCAGUUUGGUUAGACAUGAAAUAACUCAUACCGGUAUUCGUUUUCCGUGUACCGUAUGUCCAGCGACAUUCAACUAUAAAUCGUAUAUCAAUAGACAUCUGAAAAAUGUUCAUGGUAUUGUCAACAUUCCAACCCGUUUGAGGCCAAUACCCGCUGCACCAAUCAUAGAUCACCCAACACGAGGGCCUCGUGCCUCUAAUCAAGGUGAUGUUAUCCAGAUCGCGCCUCAAAUAUUUAUUCCCGAUGUCCCGGCUGGUGGAUCGAAUGCGAUAUCCGACGAUGAUAUAUUGUGCAUGGAAGCAAUGGAUGAAUUUGAGGAUGACGAUCUAUUAUGUAUGAAAGCAAUGGACGAAUUUGAGGAUAACGAUCUAUUGUGUAUGAAAGCAAUGGACGAAUUUGAGGAUACAGAUUCAUACACCGUUGCCGUUAACGGAAAGCGUGUUUCCACGGCCAACACCGUGUCGGCUGCUAGGGCGAAAAAGACUAGGUUGAAUCUUGUCAAAGCCCCUGGGUUCAUCGAGAUUUCAUCGUCCGCAAAUAGGAAGAUCGUGUGGUAUUAUGCGAAAAAUGUCGAUAAUACAAUGAUUUAUUCUGAUUUUCUCCGCCCGCUUAUGCCUGAGUUAUUCAAUUUAUUGAAAACCCACGUGAAAAAACAUGCGAUUAAAUUCAAUUUGAAACUCGAGGCAACAUACAACCGGCCCAACGUACCAAACUCGUCGGAGAACCGGGCAUUCAAAACUUCGGCGGUAGAACUUUAUUCGGAUAGUGACAUUAGAACGAUUGUAGAGAGGGCGUACAUGAAGUUAAUGACAGAGAAAGAUGAGUACCAAUCACGUGGAAGCGGAUUUACAUUGGAGAGCAUAGACGGCUUGUUGUUGGCGGUAUAUAAAUAUACACCGAUGGGUGGCUCGUCGUAUAUUGAGUUGCCAACGUAUAUCGACAGGAAACGGGGUACAAUAAAUCCACAAAACACAGACCAGGAAUGUUUUAAGUGGGCGAUUCUAGCGAGGCAUGUGGCAUAUAAUUUAUCUGAUAAAUAUAAAUGCUGUGUGGGUGAAAAUUACAAAAAACAUAAAGGAAAAUAUAAUUUUGACGGCCUCACCUUCCCGACACCGCUAUCGGAUAUAACUAAAUUCGAAAAAAACAAUUCCAGCGUCUCCGUUAACGUCUAUGGUAUAGAUAGAAAAAUACAGCCACCAAAGUCCCCGAGGUAUGAGGUAUACCCGCUACGAGUCGUUGACGAAGAGAAACCGGACCACUUCGACCUGUUGUUGGUAAAGGACGACAAAAACUCGCAUUACGUUUACAUUUCGAAUUUUUCACGAAUUGUGCGCGCACAAAAAACUAAGCAUGAUGAACGCGUUGUAUUUUGUAAAAGGUGUUUUACGUCAUUCGAUGACAGGCGGCAUAAAUACAAGUUGAGCGGACAGGAGGCGCUGAAUCAACACAAGCUGAUUUGCGGAGAACACACACCAAUUUUACCAGAGAUGCCAAAAGAGGGUGACUGUACUGAAUUCAAGGCGUGGAAUAAGACCCAGAGACACCCCAUAGUAAUUUAUGCAGAUUUUGAGACGAUAUUGACGAAGACUGAUGAGAAGAAAGGAGCCAAGACGAGGAUAUUACAUAGACAUGAGGCGAUGAGCUAUAGUCUCAUUUUGAAAGCGAGCGAUAACGUACCGCAGGAGUUAUUGGAGGAACAUGACAUACCAACAGAGUCAAUAUUAUACCGAGGAAACAAGAAUAAGACAGACGUGGCGAGACAUUUUGUUGAAACCGUUACUGAGAUGGCGAUAAAAAUUGAAAAAAUUAUUGAAGACCAAUAA
Messenger RNA from Macrosiphum euphorbiae (potato aphid), 1866 nucleotides. The record is from the annotation of a GenBank genome assembly. NCBI's taxonomy places the organism in Eukaryota, Metazoa, Arthropoda, Insecta, Hemiptera, Aphididae.